Messenger RNA from Blumeria graminis f. sp. triticale, 1137 nucleotides. NCBI's taxonomy places the organism in Eukaryota, Fungi, Ascomycota, Leotiomycetes, Helotiales, Erysiphaceae. The record is from the annotation of a GenBank genome assembly.
AUGGAGCUAACGCCCAUCAGAAACCCUGGUAAAUAUAUUCAUCGAGAAAAUCAGGUUGUAAUGUUUCCUGGCAAGGUCAAGAAGAGUGGUCAAGAUUACAGCAGUUCAGACAGGCCUAGGGCUCCAGAUGAGAAGAUCAAACAAGUCUCCUGUAAACAUGCCCAAUCAAGACAUAAACUUUCCUCCCUAGAAAGAUUACCAACUGAAAUCGUGGAAAAGAUUUUUAAGUUGUGCUUGAACCUAAGCUUACCACGCUCAUCACCUAUAAUUGGGGUUAGAUUAGCUAACUGGAAUAUUUACAAAACUUUGAUCCUCAGUGUGUUUGAAACCACAUGGCGCAAAUCCUUACUUUCAGAAAACGACGAAGGUCCUGAACAUAGAAAUAAUGAGUGUGAGGAGCAACAGACAGACAUACUCCGGUGCAGUUGGGCAGUAAAUGCUUUAAUAGUUGUUUAUCAGCGGUGGAUAGAAGAAAAUUCCUUUAAGCCCUUAAAACCUAUUUAUUUCAAUCCCCCAGCUGAUAACCUUCGAAAGGCUCAGCCACUCGAAAACCCAUAUGAUCAAGCUUUCUUCGAUAAACAAUUUGAAAGUUUCAGAGCCAUUACGAGGUUACGUGAAAAUAUUCCCGAGUGGAAAGAUCUGUGUUGGGAUAGGAGCGAAAUUGUUAGCAGUGAAGUGGAAAUUCCUGAUAGGCUUCUAUUGGGACCAUGGUCAGAAGAAAUGCUCAAAGAACUAUUCUGUAUUAUCAGGUUUGGUGCUUCCGUUGAUAGUUGGUAUUCUGACAAGGGAGAGACAUCGUUUAUCGGAAUCAGAAACGCUGUUAAAGCUGGAAACAUUGGAGCACUUUAUCUCCUAUUGUGGGCUAUGGAUUGGAAUAGUGAAUGUAUAGAAUUCUUCGACUGUGACUUUGAUGGCCGGAAUUUAAUCACAUGGGCCAUUCGUAACGUCGGCGGUGACUACGUCGCUUUUAUGAGCCAUCUACUAAAGCUCAGUCGAGGCCUACUUUCGUCUGCGGACAAACGGAUACUAGUAAGAGAUUUUGCAAUCUUAGAAAAUGAUGCCGCAUUCAAUGAAGAUAGAAAGACUCUUGAUCGUCUCAUACGGAUGAAACGCGUUUCAAUAAGCCUACUCAAAUGA